Messenger RNA from Aureobasidium musti, 324 nucleotides. The record is from the annotation of a GenBank genome assembly. Lineage: Eukaryota; Fungi; Ascomycota; Dothideomycetes; Dothideales; Saccotheciaceae.
AUGGUCAACAUGGACAUCGAUGCCACGCGCCGCAACAAGAAGCCGCGCCCUUUGAGCGACUCCGAGCGCGAGCGCCUGGAUGAGUUCAUCGAGAGCAUCCACUACUCGUCAAGACACGUGCAGCUGCCUAAGCAGAUGCUAAAGGCGAUACCAAAGGAAUACUUUGACGGUUCGCGAGGCACUCUUAAGCUGCUGUGGGAGGAUGAGUGGAGAGCUUUGGGUAUCACCCAGAGUCUGGGAUGGGAACACUACGAGGUCCACGAGCCUGAGCCGCACAUUCUGCUCUUCAAGCGCCCUAUCAACUACCAGCCCCCAGUGCACUAG